AUGUUCUCUCUUCUUGUAUUAAUCCUUCCUGUCAGUUGUGUGGUCAUUCCUCUCUCUCAAGUUGAAGACUCUGCUACUAAGCUCUUGCUUGAUGUCGCCCCAGUAGAGCUGGAUGUCGCCCUGGCAGUUCAUGAACCGCUCAAUACAACAAGCCUAGCAAUCAUUGGCCCCCGGGACGCCCGCACCAAUCCACCGUGCCCACCUGGGCAGGUAUUCGACCGAUCAAUCUGUUAUACAUCCGGGAUCAUAUCUCGCUAUUGUAACACGGUUCCUCAAAGUCCAAAUGGGGACAGAAAGGAAGUUUUUUGUGCCAACAACGAAGUCUGUGUGCAGCGCCUGCUGAGCAACGGCAAACCUUUUGCAGAUUGCCAGCUAAUCAGUUCACUUAUACAAUGGAGGACAGACCCAAUUGGGUCAAAGGAAGGCUGUACUACUGCAAGUAGUAAGCGAGGGAAAACUCACGCAAUGGGAACGAUUGUGUAUGACAUUAAUGAGCAUCCUAUUCAAGUUGGCAAGAUUAAGUACUUUGGAGAACCUGGCGAUGUGCCAAAAGGUACUAGUGGAACAACAAAUAACUUUGCUAGCGAAAGCUGGGAUUUUGAUAAUGGACACUUUAUGCGCAUUUGUAUUACUUCUAUGGGUAAUGGAAACCUAAAUGCCUUUUCUUGGCUUAUUUAA
Messenger RNA from Colletotrichum higginsianum IMI 349063, 678 nucleotides. Its product is annotated as EC36 protein. The coding region runs from base 1 to 678 and encodes 225 amino acids. The transcript is spliced from 2 exons. Lineage: Eukaryota; Fungi; Ascomycota; Sordariomycetes; Glomerellales; Glomerellaceae. The record is from RefSeq and is a predicted model, not a curated record.